AUGGUUACCUAUAACAUCUCCUCUCCUGGAUUUUCACCUCAUCCCUCCUGGAACACCACCAGUUUAGUUCCUGCAGUGGUGCUGUCCAUCUGCUUUCUGCUGGGAUUCCCUGGAAACAUUGCUGUCAUCAUUGUCAAGCCAAACUGGGAGAACAUGUCCAGUCUGAGCCAGAGUUUGAUGCUGAACCUGGCUGUGUCAGACCUGCUCUGCUUGGUUACCCUUCCAAUAUGGACUUACUAUUUUGUCCGUGGUUGGAUCUUUGGCCUGGUGUUCUGCAAACUCAUAACAUACUUUGUUUAUUGCAGCAUUUAUGGAAGUCUGCUGACUGUGACUUUGCUGAGCAUCCAGCGUUACCUUCAAGUUGUGCAGCUUGAGAGGACUUUGCCUCAGUGGUGCUGUCAAUCUGCUUCCUGCUGGGAUUCCCUGGAAACAUCGCUGUCAUGUUUCCUGGUUUCUUGCAAACUCAUAAUGUACUUUGUGUAUUGCAGCAUUUUCAGCAGCCUGCUGACUGUGACUGCGCUGAGUGUCCAGCGAUACCUUCAGGCAGUGUACCUUGAGAGGAGGUUACAUGAAGUUAAAGCAUGGAAGCUGCUGGUUCCACUCUGGCUGGUUGUGAUCAUCCUGUCCACUCCUGGGCAGAGGAUGGCUGUGGUGUUGACAGAGACUCUUGUAGGAACUGUGUCACUGUGUGCCAUUGUUUUUUCAUACAUCAGUCUCUACAGAAAAGUAAAUCAGGCACCCUUUUUCAACAAUCCACGGACCACCAGACUGAUUACCAGCAUCGCUGUGACCUUUGUUGUCUUGUGGAUCCCAUAUCGUACCGUAACUGUGCUGGGUGUGGCAGCUAUUUACUCAAAUGAUGAGAGCCUGCAGAAGAUUUUUGAAGACAGCUGGCGCAUUCUUGGAUCAGUAACAUUUAUAAAUAGUGCCGUGAAUCCACUCCUGUAUGCCUUUACUUCUAAGCGUUUGGGCACCUGGUGCCAAAAAGUUGUUCAACAGUUAAUAUAG
Molecule: messenger RNA, 1008 nt
Organism: Oreochromis niloticus (Nile tilapia)
Lineage: Eukaryota; Metazoa; Chordata; Actinopteri; Cichliformes; Cichlidae
Product: C-C chemokine receptor type 4-like
Exons: 3
Coding region: 1-1008 (335 amino acids)
Biological process (GO): positive regulation of cytosolic calcium ion concentration; calcium-mediated signaling; G protein-coupled receptor signaling pathway
Cellular component (GO): external side of plasma membrane; membrane
Molecular function (GO): C-C chemokine binding; C-C chemokine receptor activity
Source: RefSeq, a predicted model, not a curated record